Messenger RNA from Sinocyclocheilus rhinocerous, 7315 nucleotides. Its product is annotated as zinc finger protein 638-like. Gene Ontology annotation, cellular component: nucleus. The coding region runs from base 16 to 7200 and encodes 2394 amino acids. NCBI's taxonomy places the organism in Eukaryota, Metazoa, Chordata, Actinopteri, Cypriniformes, Cyprinidae. The record is from RefSeq and is a predicted model, not a curated record. Gene Ontology annotation, molecular function: RNA binding; zinc ion binding. The transcript has 25 exons.
UUUAGGGGCGGAAGCAUGAUAAAGAGCAAUAAGAAACUAAAUUCCCAAGAUGGCUCAACAAAUGCUAUCACAAGUAACAAUGUCAACAAACAGGCCAACAGCCUGGCUCUCUUCUCUCAACCGAAUACCCCAAAUAGCUUUUCAUUGUUCUUGGAAAAUUGUGUGCCCCCUGUUGCAUUGAGGCAUUUUGGGAGUCUGCCGCUUUUAGGCCCCGUCUCCCUCCAGCUGGCACAGAUAAAGACUCAGUUGGCACUGCACCAGCUGAAUGCAAUUGCUGGCACAAGUGUCACUCCGCCUGCAAUUGCUUCCCCUGCUUUGACCUUGCUCAACUUGCUCAAGGUCACCAUGUCGCAUCCUUUAUAUAAUCCCCGUGGAGGGCCGUUCCCCAGUGGUCAGAGACCCGUCGUGCCUGGCCAGUAUGGUCUUGGGUCACAGCCUCGAAUGGAGCUGGGAGCAGCCCGUCUUGGCCCGGGUUCCAUAUCUGGUUCUCGCGGGGGAUUGAUGGUCAACCAGCCCUUCUCACUGGGACAGCGCCAGUCUCAGAUUUCCCCAGAUCUCGAAACCGCCAUAGACCGGAACCUUCGGGGAGCCCGCGAGGAAGUUCGCCUUCUCACUCAAAUGCUCCAGCAACCCAAAAAAGCAGAUCCGCGCAUGAGAGAGAAUACAAGGGAUGAAGUGCUUUCCUCCGGCAGCGGCUUUUCAGGGACUUCGCGAUCUGAUGAGGUGAACUGGUCCAUAUACCAAGCCCAAGGCAAGCUCUUUGCAUCUUCAAGUUUGGACCGUCCUUCCAGUUCUUCACAGCUGUUCCCAUCUGCAAGUUUUGUUGGAGGAUCAAGUGGUUUGGACAGCCAGCCUCCGCCAGAACAGCGGCCUUCACGCUACACCUCUGAAAGUGCCAGCAGCAUCCUAGCAAGUUUUGGACUCUCCAAUGAGGACCUAGAACUUCUAAGCCACUAUCCAGAUGAUCAGCUGACCCCCGACAACCUACCGUUUAUUUUACGAGACAUCCGAAUGCGUAAAGCAAAGAGGGACGUUGAUGCGAGAUCUGAAUACAACAAAGUUAUUGACUAUGGACAUUCUAGUAAAUUUGACUAUCCUGAGGAGAGCCCGGAUGGCUAUGCAAGUGAACACCUGCCUAAAGAGUCACCAAAGUUUGUGAGGGAGGUCUCUGGACCACCCUUCAGUGGCAUGGACAUCACAAAGCAUCCUCAGCCGUGUCAGCCAGCUCCAGGCCCUGUACAAGUUCCAAAGCUUCAGAAAGCUCCACCAGUAGAUCCGAGACCCUCUAAGACGAUUCCAGCGAGACCAUCUGCUUCCCAGCCUAUUCUGCAGCCUUCCAGUCGACCUCCUCUACAGAUACCGCCUCAACUUGGUGUUCUUCCUAUGAUGACCGUUGACGAUAUCUCCAGAGGUCUGAAUGCCAACUGGAUCCCGUUCCUUUCACCUCCAAUCAGCGUGCCUGCCAUGAAGAGGCUUCCAACUCCGACCAUGAUGAACGAUUACUCCGCAGCUACACCAAGAAUCUUUCCUCAUACAUGCUCUCUAUGUAACAUUGAAUGUAUCCAGAUUAAGGACUGGCUUGAACAUCAGAAUACAAAUCUUCACAUUGAGAGUUGUAGAUGUCUUAGGAAACAAUAUCCUGACUGGAAUGUUGAGGCUGUCUCUGUUUCAAGACCUGAGCCCAAAACAGAACACGGCAGCUCAAAGCGGCACACUCGAUCGCACUCGUACUCCAGAUCCCCCAGUCCGAAGCGGCACCAUGACUCCUCAAGCCGCCGUAAGCGAUCCCGUUCACGCUCCCGAUCCCGUUCUCGCUCCCGAAGCCCUAGAAGGUACCGGCGUUCCAGAAGUCGCAGCCGGUCCCCCCAUAGGAAGUCUCGAGGCAGUCCUUACAGACGGAGGUCCCGUAGUCCACCAUCUCAACGGUCAAGGUCUCCAGUUUACAGUAGGCGCUCCCCUGUACGCCGUUCAAGCCCCCGCCGUUCGAGCCCAUCCUGGCAACAGAGAUCUAGCAGUAGUGAACGAUUGGCCAUGAAACUCAUGUCUUCAACUGAGUUUUCUUCAAUCACAGACAGUAGUACUUUGAAGGCUGUUGUGAAAUCCUUGGCACCAGCCCUGCUGGCUGAGCUAGCAAAGAAGAAAAGUAGUUCCACUACUUCCUCAUCAAAGGGAAGCAGUAGCAGCAGUAGUUGGAAACGGCCGCCCUCUCCUAAGAGAGAUGAGUACUCCAAGUCAAGCAGAACCUCCAUCUCAAAGUCCUCCACCACUCCAAAGCCAAGACCCAAGGAUGCCCCUGGCACAUCCUGUUUGUUGAGGCUCAUUGGAAUUCCUCAUUGGACUACAAGUAAAGAACUGACUAAUGCCAUUGAGCCUUUUGGCAAGAUUUAUACUGCCAUCCUCCUCAAGGCAAUUAAUGAGGCCUCAGUGUGUAUGGAAAGAGAGGAGGAUGCCAAAGCUUUGCUCAACUGUAAGAACCUGACAAUUCGUGGGCAGGUUGUUAAAGUCUGCAUGGAGAAGGAUGCAAGAGAUGAUGAUGGGAGAAAAUCUGUUAAGACCGAAAAACCUGUUAAGAAAAAAGAGGUGACUACAACAACAAAACCAACCCAAUCAGCAAAAGUAAAGGGUGCAAACCCAGUUAAGGCUCCUCAGACAGCAAAAGCAAAAGAGGUGACAGGUUCCAAGAUGUCUCAAGUGACCAAGGGAAAACCGAGCGACCCCAACAAGACGGCUCAAGUAACCAAGGGAAAACCGAGCGAUCCCAACAAGACGGCUCAAGUAACCAAGGGAAAACCGAGCGAUCCCAACAAGACUGCUCAAAUAACCAAAGGAAAACCGAGCGAUCCCAACAAGACGGCUCAAGUAACCAAGGGAAAACCGAGCAACCCCAACAAGACGGCUCAAGUAACCAGGGGAAAACUGAGCGACCCCAAAAAGACUGUUCAGACAGCUAAAGCUAAACCCUCUGCUAAGGGUUCAGAGACAGCAGUUGCAAAGAAGUUGGUAAAGAAGGAAAUACCCUGGAGAAAAAAUAUAGUUGAGAUUACAAAUCUUCCAGAGGAAGGGGUAACUGAGGAUGACCUCACCAACCUUGCUAAACCAUAUGGCUUCAUUGCAACUCCUGUCAUAGCAAUCACUCAACAAAAGGCCUAUCUGCAGAUGCCCAACACAGAGGCAGUUGAUGCAAUGGUGAAGGCCUACUCUGAGACCCCAGCUAAAGUGCAAGACAAUGAGAUAACCGUUAAGAUGAUGAUGAAACCUAUUGACCUGAAUUACACUGAGUCAGUAUUCAGAGUGAUAAUGGGCAUGGAGAAAUCGCCUGAAAUCGUCACAUUGCCAGAACGCCUUCUCAUUGUUAGCAAUGUGCCAAAAACACUUGGGGCAAUCAAGGAAGUAGAGACCAUAAUUCAACGCUAUGGUGCCUUCAAGAAAGUUUUGCCUCUUAAUGGCAGGAUUAUUUUUGAAAUGGAGAAUGCUACUACCGCUAGGACUGUCUUCGCUCGCUUCCUCAAGUUUCGUUGUGUGGUCCAGAACAGUACCCUUAGCUUCCAACUAGCCAAACCAGUCAAGUUUAAAAAGAAGACAGAAGCUAAAGGAGCAAACCCUCCUGGUACAACAGCAGCGACAAUAAAAAAAACUAAUACCAUCAAAGCCCAAAAGGUAGUCGCUGCAGCAGCUGCAUCUACUGCGGGUCCACCUGUCACAAAAGACAAAGCUCCAAAAACUAAUGCUAUUAUUGCGGCUAAAGAUGAUGAAAUUAUUGUUAUAAACGAUAGUGAAGUAAAUUUGAAAGAAAGUGAUGGUGAUGAAAAGAUGAAUGCUGAUACAUCUGCAACUAAAGUUACUGCAGUUCCCAAAGACAUUACAGUUGAUGCAUCUGCUAAUGCAGAAACAACUACUUCUGAGAAUAAAGCAGAGAAGGAUGAAACUGUCAUGGAGACCCCUGAAACUGAAUCUGUGAUAAAAGAGCAUGAAGCUGCAUCCUCCGUUCCCACGGCUGAAUCUAAGAUUGAGAACAAGGAGCUUGAAGUUGAAAACUCUGUUCCCUCUUCAGAAUCUGCCGUUUCGGCUGAGUCUGGGAAAGCAGAGCUUAAAGUUGAAUCAUCAGUCCCUGCGGAAUCUGCUGUUUCAGUUGAAUCUCCAAGCACAGAGCAUGAAGUUGGAUUCCCAGUUCUUGCUUCAGAAUCUGGAAAAACAGAGCUUGAGGUUGCAUCGGCUGUUUCCGCUUCAGAACCUGCAGUUUCAGUGGAGUCUGCAGAAGCAGAGCAUGAAUUGGCUUCCUCAGAAACUUCCAUUUUAAUAGACUCAACUGAUCAAACAGGGACAUUGCUUAAGAAAAACGACCAGAAUGUCCUGCAGGCUGAAGAUGUUCCCAAAGAACUGGUUCCUACAUCUGUGGAAGAAAGCAAAAUUGACGAUUCAAAGUUAGAAGAAGACAAUGUUGAGUCCAAGUCAGAAAUGGAGAUUGUUGCUUCAACUGUUAGCAGUGAGGAAACUGCAGUAGAGGCCAUGGAGACCCAGAGUCCAGAAGAACCUACCAAAGGCACUGAUGUCAAAGAAGAUGUUUUGGAAACACACAAGCUCAAGAUUGAAAACGAGGGCCAAACGAAUGACUUGAAACCAACUGAACCUUUAGAGAUGGACAUAAAUCCUCAGUCUAGUAAUGAAAACGAAACUGCUGAAGAGCAUGUCCCUGCAGCUGUUGAAUCUGACUCCAUUCCAACCUUUGAUCCUGCCUCUGACCUACCCUCCACUUCUGAUCAAACAGUCAGUAAUUCAUCUGUCGCAGUUACAUGUGCCUCAAACAGUCCUCAAACGGUGCUUGAGCCCUUCCAGAUUGACGACAAUUCUCUGGACUUUCCUCCGGUUACGCAGGAGAUUUUGAAGGCCCUUGAAUUAGCUGUCCAUCAGUGUCGCUUACAGUCUUCACUAAAACGUGCUGAAGAAGCAGCCAGACAGAAGGCAGAAAUGGAGAAAAAAGCUGCAGAGAAGAAAACCACAAAAGGUCCGUCAAGCUCAAAGAAGCCUGCUCAAGCAACCAAGAAGACCACUCAAGCUGAGAGCAAAAAGAUUCAGAACGAGAAAGAGAAAAAGUCUCAGAACUCUGGGUCAAAGAGUAAGCCUGCAGACACCUCGUCCCCAGAGAAAGAGCCAACAUCUAGGCACAGGAGCAGGGGUAAUUCUGAAGAAGAUGGCCCUAGCACCAGGCGUGGGGGAUCUUCUGGGUCCUCCUCCUCCCGGAGGAGCAGGCGGGAGUCCACUCCUCCAUCAAAGCGUUUAAGGGGGCAUGAUGUUGAUCACAGGAGUCAUAGCAAAAACUCACAGCCUUCGAGGAGUCACUCAAAAACAAGGACAGCUGAAAAGGAAAAAGAUGAGGAACCGUUUCCAUUUAACAUUGAUGAGUUUGUGACCGUUGAUGAAGUAGGGGAUGAUGCAGAGGAGACUGUGGUCUCAAAUACUGAGUCUUCAGUCAAGGAUGAGAAGAUUGCGGAUAAACCCGAUUCCCACUCCAUAGUCUUUCCUAUUGCAGAGUCAGAUCCAGCUGAUCAUUUAAAACAAACUGACCAGAUUGUUGCUUCUGAGAUAGGAAAACCUGAAGUUAUUGAAUGUGCAGAUAAAAUAGAAGCCAAUAUUGAAGAAACCACACCAGCUGCAGAAGUUGUUGCAUCUCCAAAGCCAGAAGAGCAAGAGUCUCAGGAAGAGAGUGCUGAAAAACCACUGGGAAUGGAAACUGCCGUUGAGAACGAGACAACAGAGCCUUGUACUGUAGCAGAAAAUGCUUCAGCAGAGAUGGACAACAAUGUUGAGACCCUUCUAACCAUGAAAGAAGACCCUGACAUUGGGACCUUGGAUGAAUUGGAGCCAAGCAAGUCCGUUUCUUCCUCUCCUCCUGCAACUUCUGCAGAAACCUUAGAGAAAUCAGAAGAUGUGCAUCCUGAGGAGCCUGAAUCCUCUGCCCCAGUGAUGGACAAUAAUGAUGAAGAAACUCUGAUCUCUGAAAUUCCAUCCCAUGAUGCAAUGGUCACUCUUGAUGAGGUCAGUGAGGGUGAGGAAGAUUUUGUCGAUGAAACAAAUGAGGAACAGCAUUCGAAGGCUGAUGAAGUGCCUGAGACACUUGUAACGGUUGAUGAGGUUGGAGAUGAUGAAACGGGGGGUGAAGAAUACCAGUUGGACAAAGAACUUCAAGGCCUAGUUACAUUGGAUGAGAUUGUUGAUGAAGAGGAGGAGUUUGAAUUAUUCAAUCCUGAGACUCUUGUAACCCUGGAUGAGGCCAAGGGUGAUGAUGAGGAGAAUGAGGAAGUGGAGCAUAGUGAAGACAAGCCAACCACCCCAAGCACCACGACACCAAUCAUACCAGAAGAGCCUGUGAAAUCACCAAGCCAAGAAGAGGAUGCCUGUGACCUUGAAGAGCUCCGCAAGAUGAACUUUGUAACUGUGGAUGAAGUAGGGGAGGAGGAAGAGGAACAACCACCCAGCGAAGAUGUCAAAGAGGAGAGGCAAGUUAAAAAGAGAGCUACAAGGACCAAAAAGAGAACUCGCCAGGCCCCAGUGAGGAGAUCCACAAGAGGUAAAAGAGGAGCGACAAAAAUUGCUGAAGAAGCAGAGGAACCCGAGACAAAUGCGGAGUGUGAACCAGAGGCAGCUGCUUCCAUAAGCGAGAAUCCUCCUGCAGCUGUCGAAUCCAUGGAUCUCGAUGUGAAGCCAGAACCGCAAAAGGCUGAAACCGUGAAAGUUCCAGAAUCAUCGACUGCAGCGGUCUCUUCAGGGUCAGAAGAGGACAGGAUGAGAGCUAAAGAUGAUGACAACUCUGCAAAGUCAGAAAGUGAUGCUGUUGACACACCAGUCUCUGACAAAAAAUCCUCAGUCAAAGAAGAGUCCAAGCAACGGCGGGAGAUGGAGCCGACACAGGAACCAGAGGCUAAGAAGGCCCGCUCUCAUUCCCCUGUGAUUGAAGACUUCACCUUGCCGCCAUUUAACCCAGACAAUCCCACUGGGGUUGACUUUGUGGUACCCAAGACGGGUUUCUUCUGCAGACUCUGCUCUCUAUUCUAUGGCAGUGAGGAAACUGCUAAGAAAAGUCACUGUAGUACCCUAAAGCAUUACCAGAACAUGGAGAAAUACUACAAGAAGCUCAAGUCUCAGAAGCAGGGUGACUGCUCAACACAGACAACGCCCAGUCAUAGUUCUGCUUCUUCUGAAUAGCCCCUGUUUAGAGUUUUUCUUUUUCUUUUGUUAACAGAUGGUCCGAUUGUUUUGUUGUAAAAGUUUUAUUAAUUUUUCUUGUUUAGAAUGAAAUGCAUUGGCUCUGCUAAAUAAA